AUGAUGCAGGAGGGAAUUCGGUCCAAGGAAGAUUAUCUGAUGGAGGGUGCUGGCAACUCUCCAUUGGAUAUUCUCCUCAGCCCUCCGGAUGAGGAUCACGAAAAAUACUCCAUGGGCAACGAAUCCGAACUGGAGACUCCCUUCUCAGUUCGGUCCAUCUCGAGUGAUUCGAUGCCUUCCCUUACGCACGAUUUGAACUCCCCACCUAGUUUCCAGCUCCCGUUGACCCCCGGCAGCCAAAGAAGCCCGGCUGAGCGGCGCCAGCUCCGAUACUCCCCUUCCGAGGACUGCGCCUAUGAUCACCCUCUUUUGGAGGCGGACAUCGAGGAAGGCGAGCUUCUCGAUCUACAAGACUACGAAGAGCCGGUGACGCAGGACGUCCCCACGAAGCCGCAGGUCGUAGUGCGAUCGUUCCCUCGGUUAAGAUCAUCCUUCAAAUCCAAUCUCACUGCAUCCCUACGGGCCAUCAAGUCCGCUGCUCAGUCGGUUUCCACCUUCGCGACACCCUCUGUGCAGCCUGAGGAUUUCCUGACCCGGUCGUUGUUCACCAUCACCCCGGAGUUGACCGACGAUCGUCGACCCCCACCCAUGCAUACCCCACCUUCCCCAGCGCUGCGACGUUAUCUCAAUCCAACUCCCAUGUCUCCGGCGGAUAUGUGUGUUUAUCACGAUCAUCCUCACGAGACUGCCGAGUCUGCGCGUGCCUGUCCGGUCUCCAUCCAAAUGCAAACCUAUCGUCGCUCCCGUGGCCGUGGCCACCGACGCAACAAUUUUCAUGUUAUCAGUCCCAGGAAUCGUGACCACUACUAUACAUCUGACCCGGAACUUCCACCAAUGUCGCGUCAACGGGAACCUCGCGAAAAUAGCGACUUCCUCCGCAUGGUCGUUCUGGAGAUGAACAUGCGCCGCAGUGGCAAACUCCGCGAAGACAUCCCCCACGGGCUCGCAUCAUGCUUGCACCGCGCAAGAGCAAUCCUUAUCGCGUGUCGGGUGACUAUGAAGAUGGCGAUGACAAUGAUACCGUACCCUCCCGAUGGAUAG
This is a messenger RNA of Penicillium maclennaniae, 1041 nucleotides long. RefSeq lists its product as uncharacterized. The record is from RefSeq and is a predicted model, not a curated record. The transcript has a single exon. Bases 1 to 1041 code for a protein of 346 amino acids. NCBI's taxonomy places the organism in Eukaryota, Fungi, Ascomycota, Eurotiomycetes, Eurotiales, Aspergillaceae.